UGGCAAAACGUGAACAAGUGCGCAUCGCUGCGACGCAGAGGAAGCGAGAGAUUUUUUGUUCGACAUUGCGUCGUCGUUCGCUCGUCGGCCGUUUGUCGUAACGUCACACGGAAUUGUUUUGAUUUUUCCGCUCGCGAGAGGACCUGGACGACCGGGAAAAGCGUCGGCGUCGCGACGGUGGAAAACCAUACCGAGCGAGAGGUGUGCGUACGUGUGGGUGUACGUGUGUGUGCACGCGAGCACGCGCGACCAAUUCUGAGGAAAAAUCACAGUGUGCUGUGUGCGAGCAAGUGAGUGCAGUGAAACAACGCACACACACAUACUCCGACGACACACGGGUAUUGUUCUUGGGUCGUCGUUUUUUUUUUUGCUGUUGCUGCUGUUGUUGAUGUGUUGUGUGCGCGCUCAGCGCCGGAUUACUUGGAUCGCGCGGGUUAGUGAAAAACGGCUGGAAACACUCUCAGAGCAUCCGGUGUGUGUGGCAGAGGCGUACGCCGCGAACUCAGUGCUGCAGAUAUUUUCAGUUAUUUACAGUUCUUGUUUGAUUGUUCUUUUUUCGGAUUGUUGUGUUCUCCGGUGUGUACAUAGUUAACACAGGAAAAGUUCGUUGUACAAACAAACGCUCAAACAAGUAGAACUGGGAUGUAAGGACAUAAAAGACAAUUAUUAUUGAUGUAGUAAAACAUUUCCAAUUUCGGCAUCAUCAUUGUUGCCCUGUCUGCAAUUGAAAAAAAAGUGAAACGAAUAUUUUUUUCGGUUGGACUCAGUAUGCCGUGGAAAUUCCGAUGAGUGAUUGGCCCUUCGGAGGAGAAUAACGCAGCCUACUAAACAAGCUAGGAACGUACGACGGCGACUGAUUCAUGAUGUCGGAAGCCAGAGGAAAGCCCACCAGCUCCAGCAGAUCGCACUCGUGCCCCGAAAGUUGCAACGGCGUUGCGUGAAGAAAUGUUCUGUAUGUGAACCCCUACCCGAAGGAUUCCGUUAAGUUGCGUUGUUUGCCUUAGUUCUUAUUAGUGCAAUUUUAUGAUUUAUUUGCGUAGAAGAAACCAUCAGUUUGGUUGACAUACACACAUACAACACAUACACACAUACGCAUAAUCAUACAGUGUGAAGAAAGUAGAGUGGAAUUGGAAAGUGGUUUCGUGUCUUUGUUGAUUAAUCACCGGUGCAACAUUCCGAACAUAGGGUCCAUCAACGCGGGGAGCAGCUAGUGCACAGACACGGGCGCCCCACAGGACGACACGGCAGAUAAUAUGGCCGCGUAUGCUCAAUUUGGUUACACAUAUCCGUCGGCAAGUCAGUUGUUGGUUGGUGGUGGACAGACGACAACCGCCAGUUCACAGUCACCAAUCUCGGCCACGAACGCUCCGUCAUUGAGCCCGGGUGGGUCGGCAACAGGCGCGCCAUCAGGUGCCUUAAGCCCCGGGGCAGUCUCACAAACCUCCAACAAUGCGCCACCGGCUACCUCCUGCUGUGAGAACGGCAGGCCUAUUAUGACCGAUCCUGUAUCAGGACAAACCGUAUGCUCGUGCCAGUACGACUCGACCCGGUUAGCACUUUCCGGCUACUCCCGGAUACCAACCGGUAGCGUUGGAGUGUACGGCACACCCUACCCCUCGACCGAGCAGAACCCAUAUCCCAGCAUCGGCGUAGAUAGUUCAGCAUUUUAUUCACCUCUUAGCAACCCGUAUGCUUUAAAAGAAAGUGGACCAACUAGUGAUAUGACCGCAUGGACGUCCGCGGGUCUACAGCCAACGACCGGAUACUACCCGUACGAUCCGGCCCUGGCCGCCUACGGAUAUGGCGCUGGUUAUGAUUUAGCGGCCCGCAGAAAGAAUGCAACCCGCGAGUCGACGGCAACGCUCAAGGCGUGGCUCAACGAGCACAAGAAGAACCCGUACCCGACCAAGGGUGAGAAAAUUAUGCUGGCGAUCAUCACCAAGAUGACACUGACGCAGGUGUCCACCUGGUUCGCGAACGCACGUCGGCGGCUGAAAAAGGAGAACAAAAUGACGUGGGAGCCCAAGAACAAGACGGACGAUGACGACGAUGCGAUGGUGUCCGACGACGAGAAGGAUAAGGACGACAUGGAUCCGGAUAAGAGUCGUGAUCACAAAGAUAUGCAUCACCAUCACGUGAAAGCCGAGCACGACAAGGAGGACGACGAUGAUGAUCUCACCGACGAUGAACGGAAGCCGGAAAACUUAAUGGGGCAUCCGGGACAUCUGGGGCAGCACCAUCCGUACUACCACCAUUCGAUGCUCGGGGGACACCACCACCAUGCAGGACUCAAAUCAGAAUUGGACCAUCCAAAAAACCAAACGGGCAGCGACUGUGGAGUGCCGAUUCCAGCCUCAAAGCCGAAAAUCUGGAGUCUAGCAGACACAGCCGCUUGCAAAACCCCACCACCACACUCGGCUCUACACAGCUCCUGGAUGACCGGCGGCUAUCACCCCGGGCAGCACCACCAGAACCAGCAGGGGCAAGUCAAUCAGCAGCAGCAGCAGCAUCAGCAUCCGCACCACCUCCAGCAGCAUCCGGCCAGUGGGAUGAUGAUGGGCGGCGAAAGUUCCCCUAUGAGUAUGAAUAUGGCAAAUACGGCGCACAGCCAAGGUAUGGGGACUAUGGGCAGUGGUAUGAUGAACAAUUUCGCGAAUACCCCAUAUUCCCGCCAUGGGGGGUUUCUAACCGGAGCUCAACACUACAAUACUACCCACAACAACAAUACCAACAGCAAUACGAGUACGGGUCAAGUGACGGAUGCUACAACACCAACUUUGCAGCAGCAACAGCAGCCGCCGCAGCAGCAGCAGCAUCCACUUCAAGGGAUGCACCAACAGCACCAGCAGCAGCAACUUCAGCAAUCCCAGCAACCUAUGAACAGCAACAAUUCCCAGUCGAUGGGGUUUCCCGAGGUCCAGACCGACACUCCGCCCCAAACCCCACCGAAUAUGAAGCUGCCCAGCGUGGCGGGGAACCUUCUUACGGUCUCAACAACCCCUACGACCGGUACCUGCUUUAACAACGGCCAGAACAGCGCCGGCAGCAUCAACAAUAACAACAACAACCUCACGCCCAACAACAACAACCUGAACCAAGCCAACGGAUACGCGUCUUCGCCUGAAUCGAUGGGACAGUCCAGUCAGCAAGGACAGAACAACUACUACCGAAUGCAGUCUAACUCACCUCAAAAGUCCCAGCAAGACUAUUCCCAGCAAAUGCUUCAUCAACCGGAUGGUUUCAAACCAUUCUACAAAAAUACACCACAAGGCAACGGGUUCGUGUCUCCGGUCUAACGCUAAAGAGUUUCAAACGAAUGCUCACGAGAAAUUGUUCGAAUUUGGCCGCGGAUCGCAGCAAGCCAGUGAUCCUUGAAGGUAUGGCACUUUUUCCAUCAUAACAUCUAGAAAAUUCCUGUUGAGCUAGGAAAAGAUAGAAACAAAAUCAGAAUCAGUCGCCACAGUCCAACAUCAUGCUAGAUCGAAGCAAGCCAGGAAAGAACAACAAUCUUCAUCGACUCGCACGUGCACUGCUGCAACAAGUUUUCCCGCGCGCUUCAUCAGUCUGUGGAUGCAACGAUGCAACAAUUUUCCUGUCGCGCAACGUGGUCUUCGCUCGUCUUGCAGCUCGCUCCGGAGAAUCAUCUGUGUGUGUUGUGUAUUUAUCUAGGAAAAGUGGAAUCAUAAUUAUUAGUACUGCAGUCGAGACGCUCUAUUCCGCGGGAGACCAAACCUUAAAACAGUAUACGAGAAAGAGAGAGGAAGAGCUCGUCGAACGAACAGUUUCGCUUACUGUUUGGGAUGAAAUUUAACAAGUGGACAAACCAUAAGCGAAGCCACAUUCAUGGGCUAUGUGCAACAAGAAGGAAAAAUAAAACAUGAUGCAAAAAAAGUGUAAAAAGAGAUUUUUAUAAGACGAUGCAAAUAGUUUUGACUGUGUAGUAUAAUUCUACCACUUAAAUAAAACACGCGAAGCAACAACAAAAAAACGACAAAUUUACAUGAAAGUGCUAAGGUUUUCUUUCUAGUAAAGCUACGUGCAAUUUUCUUCCCCUUCAUACAAUAUUGUUUGCGUGUGCCGCACUGUUAUCGCGCAUUAUGUGUGAGAUCAAACGAAAACCUGAAUCGAUUGUUUUCAUUUUUCGGCCUUGUAUUAUAUAUAUAUUUCACGUAAAGUAAAAUCGAAAAGUAAAAUGUUGAGAACGCAUUUGUAAUCUGUGAUAACAAAAAAGUAUAUAAAAAAUAUUGAACAUAUUUAACGCCCCUAACUUAAGAUCCACAAGAGUUCCGGUUUAUUUUCUGUCGACCACGACUAUUUCUUCAAGCCGUUCAUUUGCAAGAGUAAAAACGCCCUCUGUUCUAAGCAAAUAUUACAGAUGAAAUCACUUUUCUUACGAAUUUGUUGAUGUUUUGUAUAAACGUAUUGGAUGUUGAGGAAAGCAAAGAAGCUCAGUGAAGAGCGUUGAGCACUCCCAAAAUUGCACCUUACUAGAAGUGGAGAUUUUUAUAUGCAUCGUGAACAGAACAUAACCAAAUUUUGAUCAAAAAUGAAGUCUACAAAUUUGUAUAAAUUUUUACGUUGUUUGAAGCAUUAUGUUACUGAACAUAGAAGAGCAGCUGUAAAUAAGAACGUUUGGGGUUUUAUCUUCUGCUAGAAUGAACACAGUAAAACAUCCAGUAAACGUAAAAUCAACAUUAAACGUUCUGUACAUAACGCAUAAUAAUGUAUCUAAUAUCAUAUUACACAGUAAGGCAAAUCAACGUAAGCUGCACUAUCGGAGAAUAAUUUUCCAGUUUAAAAAUACUACACUUCAUAAACAAUCGAUAUUUCCCCUAAAAUCACAAACACGCAAACAGUACGUCUUAAGUUACAAUCGUUCUUCACCUAGCGAAAAACAAAAAAAACGAAAAUAGGAAUAGUCGACGCACAUCAACAUCCGCCUCUUUCAUAAAUCCUACAACCUUAACAUCUGAAAAAACAAACGAACAAAAAAAAAGAAUUAUCCACAAUAAAGUUUCACGAGCUGUUUGGUUUCACGAUUUACCACUUACUGUUAGCACGAAAGCGGGAAGCCCAAAAAGCUGGUGAAGGUUAAUGCAUUAGUGAAAAUUUGCUAUUAAACAUUAAUUAUGAUGAAUACUGCAAGAAGAAACGGUAGCGAAUACCGCGCAUGAAUGUACACACUUAUAUCUUCUAUCAAUAUGGAGAAAAAAAAACAGACAAACAAAACAAACAAGCAGUACUACGACACAGUGAAGAGUAAGAGCAAGGUACAUCUAUUCUAAUAGUUAUGAUUACUGAACAAAGCAAAACAGCAAGAAAAUAUAUAGUGAGGUAAUGCAUACAGAAAACACUAUAAAUUAUAUAUAUUUAAACAAAAAUCACUAGGAAAAUAGAAGUAAUAAUAAAACGAA
Culex pipiens pallens (northern house mosquito) is the source of this 5414-nucleotide messenger RNA. RefSeq names its product homeobox protein araucan. Gene Ontology annotation, cellular component: nucleus. Gene Ontology annotation, molecular function: DNA-binding transcription factor activity, RNA polymerase II-specific; RNA polymerase II cis-regulatory region sequence-specific DNA binding. Lineage: Eukaryota; Metazoa; Arthropoda; Insecta; Diptera; Culicidae. Gene Ontology annotation, biological process: neuron differentiation; cell development; regulation of transcription by RNA polymerase II. The record is from RefSeq and is a predicted model, not a curated record. The transcript has 7 exons. The coding region runs from base 1254 to 3296 and encodes 680 amino acids.